CAGCAGCAGCAGCAGCAGCAGCAUCAGAAACAACAACAACGACAACAACAGCAAACCUCGGACCCCAGGCUCUAAAUAGAGUUCACGAUGACCCGCAAGCUGAGCAAAUUCCUCAUUCUCUUCGAGAACACGAACCUCCUUUACUUCCCGGGCCACUUUCUGUCCGGGCGCGUGCUCAUCGAGCUCGACGACGAGGCCUACGUCUCGGGGCUGCACUUCCAUGUGGUCGGCGAGGGCGUCGUACGGGUGCGCAGCCAGAGGGCCGAGCGGGUCUACGACAAGGAGAAUUACAUCGACUUUCGGAUGAGGUUACUCGGCGAGCCAGGGGAUGGACCAUCGCUCUUGUCGCCCGGCAUCCACAGCUUCCCCUUCAAGCUUGGCCUGCCUCUGGGACUACCGUCCACCUUCCUGGGUAAGCACGGCUGGGUGCAGUAUUACUGUAAGGCCGCGCUUAGGGAGCCCGGGGGCCUCGUUCACAAGAACCAGCAGGUCUUCAUCGUGAUGAACCCGAUCGAUCUUAACCUCGAGCCUCCAAUUCUGGCGCAACCGGCGCGCCUGGAGGUGGAGCAGCAUGUGGGCGUGUCGUGUGUCUCGGGCGGCCCGGUUUUCUGCCGGGUGAGCCUCGACCGGGGCGGCUACGUGCCCGGUGAGAGCAUCGGCAUCUCGGCGACGGUGAGCAACCGGAGUAAGGUGACGAUGAAAUCGACCAAGGCCUCUCUCACGGAGACGAUACAGUACAUGUGUCGCGGCAAGGUACUCGCCAGCGAGACUCGCGAGCUCGCGAGCGUCUCCAGGGGCAAGAUCCGACCCGGCGAGGGCGAAGAGUGGCUCAACGAGCAGAUGUACGUCCCACCGCUACCCCCGACCAACCUCCGUGGAUGCCACCUCAUCAAUGUCCUUUACCAUGUCUACUUUAUCAUUACUCCGAAGAGCCUCGAUAAGGAGAUCAAGCUCCAGAUUCCGAUCGUCCUGGCGACGUAUCCGCUGAGGCAGGAGGGGGCGCCAGUUGGCACGGCACCAUCAAAGCGGGGCGCCCACUACCCGUCGACCCUGCCGAUCUUCCGGCCCUGGCUCGACGAUAAGGCCUUCGACGUCGAGGAUUGAGUUGUCGCGACGCCUCAAGUUAGCAACUUGACGACCGCUGGCUAAUUAACAACGCUGGGCUAAUUGAAUGUCGCGGUAGUGGUCGAUGAAUGUUCGAUGGCCGAGGCGCGUUCGCUUUGACAUUAUUGUCUCUUUGUCGUAAUUCGAGGCUGGACGAAAAAUAAUGCCGGAGCCUUGCAAUUAUUAAGUUUUAAAAUUUAAUGUAGCGACGGGGUCGUUUAAGAGCUCGAAUGACGUUUUCGAUUAUUUUAAUGACGCCAUUUAAGCAUGCAAUAACAUUGUGCAAUGUGAGUAGCGGAGAUUUAUGCAUUUUUGCGGCUGUCUGCUAUUUGUAAGAAUUUAACUGCAGCCGAUGACGACGUUAACUGCCAAAUGCAAACAAUUCAAUUAUCGAACAUAUAGAGUCGUUAUAUAGAUUUAAUAAGGCAACAUUAAAUACCAUUAAUAAUGAUUAAGCUGCGCCA
This is a messenger RNA of Ceratosolen solmsi marchali, 1568 nucleotides long. RefSeq names its product arrestin family protein Vdup1 (gene Vdup1). The transcript has 5 exons. The record is from RefSeq and is a predicted model, not a curated record. Gene Ontology annotation, cellular component: cytoplasm. The coding region runs from base 88 to 1104 and encodes 338 amino acids. NCBI's taxonomy places the organism in Eukaryota, Metazoa, Arthropoda, Insecta, Hymenoptera, Agaonidae. Gene Ontology annotation, biological process: protein transport.